AUUUUGCGCUCUUCCUCUCUGUCUUUGUACUUUGCUCUGCACCCAGCAGGUUUCAGGAUAUGAUGGCUGUAUGUAACUUUUGGAUAUUUUCAGGAGUUCUAACAAUACUUUGGCUUUCUCUGGGCCUGGUCCACUGUAAUGAAGAAUCACAGCUGAUCGGUGACUUGUUCAGAAACUACAACAAGAAUAUUCGCCCUGUGGAGCAUCCUGAGGACAAGGUACAGGUUAUGAUCAAGCUGACACUUACCAACCUUAUCUCCCUGAAUGAGAAGGAGGAAACCCUUACAACGAAUGUGUGGAUUGAGAUUCAGUGGACCGAUUAUCGGCUUGUCUGGAACACGUCUCAGUAUUACGGCAUUAAAACCAUCCGUGUCCCAUACAACACUGUCUGGCUCCCUGACAUUGUCCUGGAAAACAACAUUGAUGGCAAAUUUGAUGUGGCUUACUACGCCAAUGUGCUGAUCAGUAACGAGGGCUGGAUGUACUGGCUCCCUCCUGCUAUUUAUCGCAGCACUUGUGCAAUUGAAAUCACCUACUUUCCAUUCGAUUACCAAAACUGCACGCUUGCAUUCAGGUCUCAAACGUACAGCGCCAAAGAAGUGGACCUAGUUCUGGCCACUGGAGACGAAGAUGUUACUAUUGAGUGGGUGGACAUUGAUCCUGAAGCUUUCACAGAGAAUGGGGAGUGGGCCAUUGUCCAUCGUCCAGCCAGGAAAGUGAUCAACACUCGAUAUUCCCCAGAUGACCUGGAGUAUCAGGAGAUCAUCUUCAAUCUGGUCAUUCAAAGAAAACCCCUGUUCUACAUCAUUAACGUCAUCCUGCCAUGCUCCCUCAUCUCCUCAUUGGUCGUACUGGCCUACUUUCUGCCUGCACAGGCUGGAGGCCAGAAGCUGACUGUGUCCAUCUCCGUCUUGCUGGCUCAGACUGUCUUCCUCUUCCUCAUUGCUCAGAAGACCCCUGAGACAUCUCUCGCUGUCCCUCUUAUUGGAAAAUACCUGAUUUUUGUCAUGUGUGUCACCACUCUGAUUGCAACAAACCAAAUUGUGGUGCUAAACUUCUCGCUGCGCAGCCCUAGUACACACACAAUGUCCUACUCCAUCAAGCAUCUGUGCUUGGAAAUGGUCCCUCGUUUCCUGGGCAUGUCUCCUCUGGUGGAUGACAGUGAGGUGACUGCAGAGGUAAACGGCAUAAGAGAGCGUCGCCGCAGCUCCUUUGGUCUCAUGCAGAGAGCAGAGGAAUAUGUGCUAAAACAACCACGCAGUGAAAUGAUGUUCGAUAAGCAAAGAGAGAGGCACGGGCUGACGCGGUCAAUUGUGGACAACAUUGAUGUCAGCAGCACAGCCAACCUUUACAAGAGCUUGGCUCAAGCUGCACCGGAAAUAAAGCAAUGUGUGGACGCCUGUAACUUCAUUGCUGAGAGCACAAAGCAGCAAAAUGACAUAGGAUCUGAAAUUGAAAGCUGGGUAUUGAUUGGAAAGAUGAUUGACAAGGUCUGUUUCUGGGCUGCUAUGCUCCUCUUCAUCGUUGGCACUGUGGGGAUCUUCCUAACUGGACACGUCAACAAAGCACCAGAAUUCCCAUUUCCAGGGGAAGAUAAGAAGUAUGUCCCAAGAUAAAAGAAAUGUCUUUGCUGAAACAUUUAUAUAUGUAUUUGUGCCUUGUUCAGUCUGAAGUGAGUAGGGUAUGUAUUCUCUGAAAUGUAAUGCUUCUAGGGUGAAAUCCUGGAUGGAUUUAAGAGGUCGAGUUGAUUCAGGUGAAUCCAUGUUCAUGUCCAUGCUCACUUGUCAUAUCAGGAAGAGGAUAGAUCUUAUCCUUAAUAUUUCCAAAUUGAAGGGAUGUCUUGAGAUGCAUAUUUCAGAUCCUAUGUUUUGUUGAAAAUAAUUUGAUUCAUUUCAAAAUGUUACAAUUCUGAGCAAAUUAUUGUUUGAUUCUGUGCUAAAAUGUAAAAGUUUUUAAUAUCAGCUUUAAAAUAGUCAACAACUCAGGUUAUAGGGUUGACUCAUUAAGAAACACAUGAUGAAGCCAGUUCACAGAAAAGCUGCAUUGACGUGUGUCAUAUUUAACAUUAGUCCACACAUGAGGAAGUGUAAAUCUAAUACGGUGAUUUACAUUAAUAAGGUUUUUCAAACCAUGUACCGUUUAGAGUGUAACCAUCAAUUUAAGAUAAUCCAUCUUAAAAAAAAAGUUUUUUCUUUUUUUUUUAGUUUUGUAAAGGUUUGACAAUGACUGAUUAUAAUCACACCCUUAUUUUGAAAACUGUUCAUUUCAGGUUUCUGGUUGACAAUCCAGUUUUUUUAAAACUCAUGGGAUUGCAAGGAAACUGAAAAUAAAAAAAGAACGUUUCUGUUUUCUUGUUAAUUUCGUUUUAAAAUUUCCACAAAUAGAGGCAAGCUUGGACAACAACUUGAGAGUUACAAAUCUUAUCUGUUGUAAAUUAAACAAACAUGUGCUUAAGUUUUUACAUGCACGCUUCAUUGUCUUAAAGGAACCUGUGUUGGUAUGAAAAGCCAAAAAAAAAAUCGUUUUUUGAAGACCUAUUUACUGAGAAGUCUUGUUGUUUUAUGUAGAGGGUUCAUUCUCUUGUCUGAUAUCAUUGUGCCAUUUUGUAUAAAUAAAUACUUUAUUUACUCCAUCAUUA
This is a messenger RNA of Oryzias latipes (Japanese medaka), 2638 nucleotides long. It is a transcript of the gene chrne, whose product is annotated as cholinergic receptor, nicotinic, epsilon. The record is from RefSeq and is a predicted model, not a curated record. Gene Ontology annotation, molecular function: acetylcholine-gated monoatomic cation-selective channel activity; transmembrane signaling receptor activity. NCBI's taxonomy places the organism in Eukaryota, Metazoa, Chordata, Actinopteri, Beloniformes, Adrianichthyidae. Gene Ontology annotation, biological process: monoatomic ion transmembrane transport. Gene Ontology annotation, cellular component: postsynaptic membrane.